Procambarus clarkii (red swamp crayfish) is the source of this 774-nucleotide messenger RNA. RefSeq lists its product as uncharacterized. NCBI's taxonomy places the organism in Eukaryota, Metazoa, Arthropoda, Malacostraca, Decapoda, Cambaridae. The record is from RefSeq and is a predicted model, not a curated record.
AUGUCGCCCUCCCGAUGUCGAUGUCGCCCUCCCGAUGUCGAUGCCACCUUGCCGAUGCCCCCCUUCCGAUGUCGAUGCCACCCUCCCAAUGUCGAUGCCACCUUGCCGAUGCCACCCUCCCGAUGUCGAUGCCACCCUUCCGAUGUCGAUGCCACCCUCCCGAUGUCGAUGCCACCCUCCCAAUGUCGAUGCCACCCUCUCGAUGUCGAUGCCACCCUCCCAAUGUCGAUGCCACCCUUCCGAUGUCGAUGCCACCCUUCCAAUGUCGAUGCCACCCUCCCGAUGUCGAUGCCACCCUCUCGAUGUCGAUGCCACCCUCCCGAUGUCGAUGCCACCCUCCCGAUGUCGAUGCCACCCUCCCGAUGUCGAUGCCACCCUCCCGAUGUCGAUGCCACCCUCCCGAUGUCGAUGCCACCCUCUCGAUGUCGAUGCCACCCUCUCGAUGUCGAUGCCACCCUCUCGAUGUCGAUGCCACCCUCCCGAUGUCGAUGCCCCCCUCCCGAUGUCGAUGCCAUCCUCUCGAUGUCGAUGCCAUCCUCUCGAUGUCGAUGCCACCCUCCCGAUGUCGAUGCCACCCUCCCGAUGUCGAUGCCACCCUCCCGAUGUCGAUGCCACCCUCUCGAUGUCGAUGCCACCCUCUCGAUGUCGAUGCCACCCUCUCGAUGUCGAUGCCACCCUCCCGAUGUCGAUGCCCCCCUCCCGAUGUCGAUGCCAUCCUCUCGAUGUCGAUGCCAUCCUCUCGAUGUCGAUGCCACCCUCCCGAUUAAGAAUUAA